Messenger RNA from Homalodisca vitripennis (glassy-winged sharpshooter), 1296 nucleotides. Its product is annotated as craniofacial development protein 2-like. The coding region runs from base 1 to 1296 and encodes 431 amino acids. The transcript has a single exon. Gene Ontology annotation, molecular function: catalytic activity. NCBI's taxonomy places the organism in Eukaryota, Metazoa, Arthropoda, Insecta, Hemiptera, Cicadellidae. The record is from RefSeq and is a predicted model, not a curated record.
AUGGAGGAGGUGGCACAAGAGCUAGAAAAGUAUAAGACCAGCAUUGGAGCGGUGCAAGAAGUAACGUGGAAAGAUAGUGGAACGAUCAAGAAAAGAAAUUAUGAUUUUCACUUUAGUGGAUCCAAUAAUGUAAGAGGACAUAAAGAUGUUGGGUUUUUUGUGCUGCGAAGAAUUAGGAAAGCGGUAUUAAGUUUCGAACCAAUUAGUGAGAGGAUUUGUAAAUUGAGGAUCAAAGGAAAGUUUUGCAAUAUUUCGUUUGUAAAUGUGUAUGCCCCCACAGAGGAUAAUGAAGAAGGUAUUGUGGAUGAUUUCUACACAGAACUUGAGAGAGUUUGUGAUAAAAUACCUAGGCAUGAUAUGAAAGUAGUUUUAGGUGAUUUCAAUGCAAAAAUAGGAAAAGAGGAGCAGAACAACAUGGUAGCAGGAAAGUGUGGUCUGCAUGAAGAAACUAGCUUGAAUGGAGAAAGAGUAUGCAUGUUUGCUGAAGCUCAGAGGCUGAUUGUAAGUAGUACUUGCUUUCCUCACAAAAAGAUUCAUCUGGGGACAUGGAAAAUGCCUGGGAGGGAUAGCUGCAAUCAGAUUGACCAUGUUUUAACUUCAAAGAGAUGGGCUACUUCUAUAAUGGAUAUAAAAACAUGCAGAGGAGCUAAUUGUGAUAGUGAUCACUAUUUGGUGAGAGGAGUUCUUAGACAUCGUAUAGCGAAUACUGUCAAAUCAAGGAAGACAAGAGUAGAAAAUUGGGACGUGGAAAAAUUGGCGGAUGUAAAUGUGAGGCAACAAUUUCAGGAAGAACUGGGUGAUAGACUAACAGGACUUACGACUGAUUUAUCAAUUGAAGAGCAUUGGAAUUACCUGCGAGAAGCAAUGAAGGGCACAGCUGAACUGGUACUAGGUAAAAGGAAAUUUGAAAGAAAUGAGGACUGGUUUGACGAAGAAUGCAGAAAUGCAUUGGACUCUAAGAAUCAGGCUAAGAAAAAGCUUUUGCAAGGUGGAACCAGAGCAAACAUGGAGAAUUACAGAAGAGAAAGAACAUUAGCAAACAGACUUAUGAGAAGGAAAAAAAGAGAAGCAGCAAACAGUAAAAUAGAAAAAUUAGAGAGAAACUACCAGCAGAAAGAAUGCAGGAAAUUUUACAAGAAUAUGAGAAAUAUUACGGAUGCAUACCAGGCAAAAUCACAAGUACAUCUUGAUGAAGAAGGAAAACGUGAUAACAGAGAUGGAGGAAAUCAAGACAAGAUGGAAAGAAUAUUUCGAAGACUUACUCAAAGAACAGGACAUUCUGCUACCAGAAAUUGA